AUGUCUACCUCCGCUGUAACCAAGAAGCUGGUCGUCUGUGGAGGCAACGGCUUCCUCGGAUCGAGGAUCUGCAAAUAUGCCGUCGCCAGAGGUUGGGACGUCACAUCCAUCAGCCGCUCAGGCGAACCAAAAUGGCAAGCCGUGACCUCAUCACCAGCUCCUCCGCAGUGGGCGCAUAAGGUCUCUUGGGAGCGCGCAGAUAUGCUCCGUCCCACAACAUACGCUCCUCUGCUCAAGGGCGCCGACUUCGUCGUUCACAGCAUGGGCAUCCUCAUGGAGGCUGACUACAAGGGCGUCGUCUCGGGCCAGGAGUCCCCCAUCGCCGGCCUGCAAAAGGCCUUCGCCCCCGUCAAAGACCGCGGCGUCGAUCCCCUCAAGGAUCCCGAGGGCAGCGAUCUGAAGCCCUCAAACCCCAAGGACCAGUUCUCCUACGAGGUUAUGAAUCGCGACAGCGCCAUCGCCCUCGCGAAGCAGGCCAAUGCCGAGAACGUCAAAGCCUUCGUCUACAUCUCCGCCGCCGGAGGCGCGCCGGUCCUGCCCGCGAGGUACAUCACCACCAAGCGUGAGGCAGAGAGCACGAUCGCCAGCGAAUUCCCCCGCAUGCGUGGCAUUUUCCCCAGGCCGCCUUUCAUGUACGACAGCUCGAGGAAGUUCACGUUGCCCCUGGCCGCGAUGACCGGUGCCGGUGCCCUAUUCAAUAGGCUGACUGGCGGGGUGCUGAGCGGGUUCAUGGGUGCCAGCGGCGUGAAGCCCCUGCCCGUCGAGUCCGUGGCCGAGGCCGUGGUGGAAGCACUUGAUGAUACAAAGGUUCAGGGACCGAUUGAAGUUCCCGAACUCGAGGAGCUGGCGAACAAGGGAUGGAGGAAAACCAUGCUGUAA
Messenger RNA from Colletotrichum karsti, 879 nucleotides. RefSeq names its product nad dependent epimerase dehydratase family protein. Gene Ontology annotation, molecular function: protein-containing complex binding. The record is from RefSeq and is a predicted model, not a curated record. Gene Ontology annotation, cellular component: mitochondrion. The transcript has 2 exons. The coding region runs from base 1 to 879 and encodes 292 amino acids. NCBI's taxonomy places the organism in Eukaryota, Fungi, Ascomycota, Sordariomycetes, Glomerellales, Glomerellaceae.